Prorocentrum cordatum is the source of this 2520-nucleotide messenger RNA. Lineage: Eukaryota; Dinophyceae; Prorocentrales; Prorocentraceae. The record is from the annotation of a GenBank genome assembly.
CCAUUUUGGCCGAGGACGCCCCGUGGCGCGCAGCCCCCGCUGCGCCAGCAGCAUUUCCCCCGCCGCGCGCGCAUCUGCGUGGCCGCGCCUUGGGGGCGAGGGGCCGUCGCGUUGCGGCGGGCCCGCAUGUCGCAUCGCCAGUCGCCAGGCCUGGCUGGCCAGGCCCUCAGGGCCAGCCUGCCCGCGUUGGAGGAGAAGCACGAGGACGACCUGGCGGCGGAGCGCCUCUGGUGGGCCGAUGCCUUGGAGAGGCAGGUGAAGGACAUCGGAGAGAACUUCGGCCACCAGUUCCGCACCUCCCUGGACCGCCUGCGCACGGAGCUGGCCGCCAGCCAGGAGCACCUCGAGGCGCUGGUGGAGCGGGAGGCGCGGGAGCGCACGAGCGAGAUCCUCGACGUGAAGCGCGAGAUCGACGCGCGCUUCGGAGAGGCGAUGACGAGGCUCUUCCAGGACUGCGGGCUCGGCCCCGCGCGUCCAGCGCUCGCGGGUGGCCAGGACGGCCAGCUCUCCGCCGUGCGGGGGCAGCUCGAGGAGCUCCGCGGCCAGCUCGCCCAGAGCGAGAGCAGCAGGGCGGACCUCGACGGAUUCGCCAGGCGCGAGCUGGAGUCGGGCAGGGCGAUCCGAGAAGCGCAGAGGGUUCAGGUGUCUGGGCUGGAAGCGGCGCUCUCGGACCUGCGGCGGGAGAUCUCCGACGCCCAGGAGCGCCAGGCGCUCUCGGUGGAGGACCUGCGCCGGGACCUGGCGACCUUCAAGGAGGAGGCGCACGUGCAGGAGCAGUCGAACGACCAGGUGGCGCAGCUGCACCAGCUCUUCAUGCAGAGCGCUGGGGACCUGGGGCGAGGCAUCGAGGAGGUCUCCGCCGGAGUGCUGGCCACGGAGCAGAAGCUGCGUCGCGAGACAGACCAGCGCCUCCGCGCCCUGGAGGCGCGCUGCGGCAAGCAGCACACCGAGGUGCUGGAAGCCCUCGCGCGCUCGGGCGAGCAGCUGGCCCAGAGCAUCUGCGACGAGGCAGAGAAGCGCGACCAAGAGGCAAUCGUCUUGCGGACCCAGCUCGACGCGCUCCACGGCCAAGUGGAGGACCAUCGCAGCGCUGGCUCUGCCGAGGGCGCGUCCGCGGCGGCGGCAUUGGCAAAGGAGACGGACGCCCUUCGCUGCUUGGUGGAGGUGGCCCAGGGGGACCUGUCGAGGCUGGAGCGGGCUGCCGCAGAGGAGCGCGUGGCCCAGGCCAACAUCGCCGCGGAGCUCAAGUGCAACGUGGAGCACCUCGGGAAAAGUCUGGCGAAUCGCCUGGAGACGAUGGAGGCGGUCCUCCGUUCCCACGUCGGCGAGUGCAUCGCCGGCGAGCGGAACCUUCGCGCGCUGGAGGUGGCAGACAUCAGGAGCUAUGCUGAGGGCAUCCUCACGGAGGCCAGCAGGGCGGUGGCCGAGGGCACUGCCAACAGGUUUGCGGACACGCUUUCGGCGAACACGCCCGCGGCCACGAGCACCACUCAGGACCAGGAGCAGGUCUGGAAGGAGCUUCACCGCCUCAGGGCCUCGGUAGACGCCAUCGAAGCGCUCGAGCGGCCCCAGCAGGCGGAGGCGCAAACGGCCGCCUUCAUGACCGCCGUCGUGGCGCGGGUGGAGGCGCUCGAGGAGCGCACCGAUCAGCAGAAGGUGGCCUCCGUCCGCCUGGAUGGCGUGGAGGGCGCGCUGAAGGAGAUGGCGCGCGUCUCCGAACUGAGCCAGCUGGACGCCGCGCUGAAGCGGAUGGAGCUGGACCUGAUGCCGCUGGACUCGCGGCUGGACCACGUGGAGUCCGAGCUUCGCAGGGCCCUGCUGGAGACGUUGCCGCUAAUCCCGCGCAUGGACGCGGCCGAGUCGGAGGCGGCGCGCUUGGGCCGCGACUCGGCCGCCGCUGGCAGGAGCCUCGCGUCGUUGCUCACGGAGCUGGAAGGCGUCAAGACCGCAGUCGCUGCUGUGAGCAAGGCCCUGGCUGACAAGCCGAUGUUCUACCAAGCAUCCACUGUGCACUCUUUCGCCCUGGACAACACCGGGACCACCAUCGACACCAGCGAGGCGCCCCUCUCGCGGCCAGAUGAGCUGAGAACGAGCAUCAGCAACAUCGUCAAGAAGGUCAACAUGACGCUGUCGGCCAGCGCCGCCCCUGGCACGCAGUCCAGUCAGGGUGCGCCUCCGGGGCUCUGCCUGCGCAGGGCCGCGGAUCCCAGCAUGGAGGACUCGGGGGCCAGCUUUCGAAAGGCGCUGCAGGCCGUCCGGGACCUGCGCUGCAAGCGGCCGCCCGACGCGAGCUCGAGCCACACCCAAGAGGGGGGCGCCGCCGGCCUGUCGACGCCCAGGACCUGGACUGCCAGGACGGAGGUGCUCAAGCCCGCCGCGACGACACCGACGAGUGCGACCUGGCAGGCUCAGGCCUCCGACGGGCGCCCCUCGCCGCCGCCGGCGGCGAGCCCGCGGGCUGCGCCUCCUCCUCGGGGGGCACGCCGGCGGCGAGCCCCGCCGGCGGCCCCGCCGGCGCGG